This is a messenger RNA of Galeopterus variegatus (Sunda flying lemur), 2307 nucleotides long. RefSeq lists its product as uncharacterized. Gene Ontology annotation, biological process: proteolysis; virion assembly. Lineage: Eukaryota; Metazoa; Chordata; Mammalia; Dermoptera; Cynocephalidae. Gene Ontology annotation, molecular function: nucleic acid binding; zinc ion binding; aspartic-type endopeptidase activity. The record is from RefSeq and is a predicted model, not a curated record.
AUGGAAAAGAAACCAGAGGUCCUACCUUCCACCAAGUCGGACUUGCUUCUCCUAGACCCCUCUCCUCCUUAUCCUACCUCCCUCUGCCCUCAGGCAGCCCACCCAUCAGCUCCGCCGGAGGACCCACAAGGAGCAAGGGAGGGACCUGCGCAGGGGAUGCAUAGUAGGCAAGCAGCCCCUCCGGAGGCUGUUCCCACCCUCCCUCUGCGGGCUUAUGGCCCUCCUGAUGAAGAAGGCAACCAGCCCUUACAAUACUGGCCUCUCUCCUCUUCCAAUCUUUACAACUGGAAAUCUCAGAAUCCCCCUUUCUCUGAAAAACCCCAGGGUCUCACUAACCUUGUAGAAUCCCUCCUCUUUACUCAUCAGCCCACCUGGGAUGACUGCCAGCAGCUCCUCCAGGUCCUGUUCACCACUGAGGAGAAACAACAAAUCCUCCUGGAGGCUUGAAAGAACGUUCCAGGAGACGAUGGACAACCUACCCUCCUCCCUGAUGUUAUAGAUGCAGGAUUCCCAUUGACCAGACCAAACUGGGACUUCAACUCGGCAGAAGGUAGGGAGCAUCUGAAAGUCUAUCACCAGGCUCUAAUGGCAGGUCUCUGAGGGGCAGCAAAAUGCCCCACCAAUUUGACUAAGGUAAGAGAGGUAAUCCAGGGACCCAAUGAGUCUCUGUCAGCAUUUUUGGAGAGACUCAUGGAGGCAUUCCGUCAGUUUACUCCGUAUGAUCCUAGUAGUGAGGAGCACAAGGCUACAGUGACAGUUGCUUUUAUUGACCAGUCUAGUAGAGACAUCAGGAAGAAACUGCCGAAGCUUGAAGGGUUACAGGAUAAGUCAUUGAGGGAAUUAGUGCAGGUGGCUGAAAAGGUUUAUCAUAAUAGAGAGUCAGAGGAAGAAAAAGAGAGAAAGCAGAAAGAGCAGGAGGCUAAAGAAAUAAAGAGAGAAAAGCACCAAGAAAGAAAUCGUCACAAAAUUCUGGCCACUGUAGUUAGGGAAACUAAGGAACCUAGUAAGACAGUACCAGGCAGCAAGAAGGAGCCCCUAGCAAAAGAUCAGUGUGCAUUCUGCAAGGAGAAAGGACACUGGGCUCGAGAAUGCCCCAAGAAAAAGAAAAAGCCUCAGGCCCCCAAAGUCUUGGCCCUGCAGGAAGACAGUGAUUAGAGGGGACAGGGUUCGGACCCCCUUCCCGAACCCAGGGUAACCCCUACAGUGGAGGGGAAGCCCACUCAGUUCUUGGUAGAUACUGGGGCUCAGCAUUCAGUGUUAUUGCAAACAGAUGGACCCCUCUUAAAUAAAAAAUCAUGGGUAGAAGGGGCUACAGGGAGCAGACAAUACCCAUGGACUACCCGAAGAAUGGUGGACCUAGGCAUGGGCCGGGUAUCCAACUCAUUCAUUGUCAUUCCUGAGUGCCCCUACCCACUGCUGGGAAGAGACCUCCUCACCAAAAUGGGUGCUCAAAUCCAUUUUGACCCCGAGGGACCUCGGGUGUUAAACCGACAAGGAAAGCCUCUCCAGGCUUUAACUCUCAGGCUGGAAGAUGAAUACCAAUUGUUUGCGAGACAAGGGCAGGAGACCGGACAGAUGGACUGGUGGUUAGAAAACUAUCCCCAGGCAUGGGCAGUAACUGCAGGGGUAGGGAAAGCUAAAAACAAGACCCCCGUCCACAUAGAGCUGAAGGCUCAAGCCAGUCCUAUAGCUGUCCGACAAUACCCAAUGUCCCGAGAGGCACACGAAGGCAUCCGACCCCACAUUGCCUGUUUGCUCCAGCUGGGGAUCCUAUGGAAGUGCCAAUCAGCCUGGAACAUGCCCUUGCUACCAGUCCGAAAGCCUGGGAUUAAUGACUACCGACCGGUCCAGGACCUCCGAGAGGAAAACAAGCGGGUGACCAACCUCCACUCCACGGCCCCUAACCCCUCUAAUCUUUUAAGCUCUCUACCCCCAGACAGGGCCUGGUCCUUGGUACUGGAUCUCAAAGAUGCAUUCUUCUGCUUACUGCUGGCUGUAAAAAGUCAAGAUUACUUUGCCUUCGAAUGGAAAGAUCCAGAGACUGGCCUAGCAGGGCAACUCACAUGGACCCGCCUGCCUCAAGGAUUCAAAAACUCGCCCACCAUCUUUGAUGAGGCCCUCCACCAGGACUUGGCCAUGUUCCGGGCCUCUAACCCCCAGGUAACUCUGUUGCAGUAUGUAGAUGACCUCCUCCUGGCAGCGGCUGACGAGGAACUGUGUCUGGAAGGAACAAAGCGUCUCCUCACAGAGUCGGGAGAACUGGGCUAUCGAGCCUCUGCCAAAAAGGCUCAGAUCUGCAAGCGACAG